ACUAAAUGAAAAAGUUAGAGACCAAAACAGUAAAAAUGAUAAUAGGAACGCUCGUGACUUUGAAAAAAGUGGUUGGAAAUAUAAGGACGACAAAAUGCCUGAAGGGCUCCGAUCUACUUCUAAGAACAGUUCUGCUUUCAACUCCAUGGCUUCCAGUUCUUUUGCGGCCAACGGUUUGGCGACAGAUUUGCAGAGGAAGACAGAGAUCUCGGAGAUCUCGGAAACACCUUCAAUGGAGGACAAAGAGUUGGAAAUGGAGGACAAAGAGUUGGAAACACCUUCAAUGGAGGACAAAGUGUUGGAACCACCUUCCAGAUUGAAAUCACAUGUAAAGGAGAUAGUGCAAAUGUUGAAAAAUCACGCCACAGAUAUUGUUCUGACUGGGAAAGCUGGAGUUGGGAAAACUUGGAUCGCCAAAGAAGUUUGCAGGUGUGCAAGGGAGAAAUGGAAAUGCUAUGCAACUAUUUGGAUAUAUCUAGACCAAGUACAUGACGAGACUUCUCUUUAUGAAAGCAUUGUCUGUCAGUUGCCUACUGGUGCAGAUGAGUGGCAAGGUUAUGGUAAAGAUACGGAAGAGCAGGAGAUUACUGUGGAAGGCUUGAAGAAGGAGAUAAAAGCAAAACUUGACGACGAAAUGGAAGCAGAUGACUAUCUUCUAUUGGUUCUGGAUGGCGAAGGAAAUAAAAUGAAAAAAGAUGAUAUCCUGUGUUUGAAAACUGUUCUUGACAGGAAGCAUAUUAAGGUUCUACGCACAAGAAGGGAAAGUAAAGGUACUAUUACGGAAGAAGUGAUUGAGGUUAAACCUCUACUGGGCAGAGAAGCAGUGAAUUUGUUACAAAUGGGGAGAAUGUUUCCUGUUUCGUCUGGUUUUAAAAUAUUAUGUGGGGCCGUUGAAAAGCUGGACAACGUUUUGCCUAUUGAUAUCAUCAUGUUAUUGGGAGCCUUAAACUGCAUUGCAGAACAGAAUGCUGGAGCCACCAAAGUAGAGGAUGGAGCCACCAAAGUAGAGGACGCCAUGAUUGCAGCAGCUAAUGGUCUGUCAGAAUUUCUGGAGGGUCCACUUGCAGGAAAAGAUGCUGGAGUCUCAAAAUUCGAGGCUGCUUUAAAUGCUGCACCUAAUGGUCUUACAGAAUUACUGCGUUGUGCAGUUGAGGUGUUAGAAGCCAAUGAAAUCCAGGGAUUUGAUGAUUAUCCAACUGGCAUUGAAGAUGUUCUCAAGCAAGCUGAAUGUGUCCUAUUGGUUGACAAUAAAUUUUUGAGUUGCAUCUCUGAUUUACAUCCAGAGAACUUGAAGGGUAUGAAAAGCUGUUGGCUAGAGAGGUGUACGGAAGUGAAGAGCAUUUAUGAAGAGCAAUAUACAGAUUUGAAACUGGGGGAAAAAAUGGAGUUUGCAGAAAACCUGGAGAUCCUACGGAUUUCAACCUUACCAAAAUUGAGGAGUUUCUAUGAGGGGAAGGCGCAGCCCUUCUCGAAUCUGAAAGAAUUGUAUAUUGAUUACUGCCCUAUGCUUGAAACUGUUUUCUCCUCGAAGCAGGUUCUGGAAAACCUCGAAACCCUCCAAAUCAAAUUUUGUGCUAUCCUGAAGGCAGUAUUUGGACAGAGUAAAACACCGGACGGUAGUAUGCAGUUUGCAACUGCUAGGAAGCUGAAGCAUCUAUAUAUAUGCCAUUGUCCAGGGCUUGAAACUGUUUUCUCUUCAAAUCAGAUUCUGGAAAACCUUGAAACUCUCCAAAUCAAAUUUUGUGGUAUCCUGAAUACAGUAUUUGGAAAGGGUAAAGCACCGGACGGGAGUGUGCAGUUUGCAAGUGCAAAACUUGAAACUGUGGAAAUAAAGCUUUGUGAUAAACUAGAGAGUGUGUUUGGAAGUGAGGAAUCAGCCACCUCUGAAUUAUUGAAGUUAAGCAAAAUGGAUCUGUCAGAACUGCCAGAGUUGAGAACCAUUGGUGUUAAGUUGCCGAACUGUGUACCACCAGGGGGGGAUGUCAUCAAUUGCCCAAAACUACUAAGUCCAGAGAAUUCCAAACCAACAAAUGCAUCAGAGGAAAUUACUGAAGUUGGUGAUCAUUGAGUCAGAAGACAAAGGCCUAUACAGACUUUCAUGAG
Rubroshorea leprosula is the source of this 2103-nucleotide messenger RNA. The record is from the annotation of a GenBank genome assembly. Lineage: Eukaryota; Viridiplantae; Streptophyta; Magnoliopsida; Malvales; Dipterocarpaceae.